Molecule: messenger RNA, 606 nt
Organism: Rhopilema esculentum
Lineage: Eukaryota; Metazoa; Cnidaria; Scyphozoa; Rhizostomeae; Rhizostomatidae
Source: RefSeq, a predicted model, not a curated record
AUGCCAGCCCAUUUCAUUAGGAAUACACCCACUAAAGAUGUUGCAAAAGACACUUCUGGCAAUGUCGAGAGAGAGGAGGAUGAUAAAGUAGAGAAAGAAGACAUUGAGGGAGAAGAGGAAGAAGAAGAGGAAGAAGAAGAAGAAGAAAAGGAAGAAGAAAAAGAAGAAAGGAAGAAGAAGAAGAAGAAAAGGAAGAAGAAAAAGAAGAAAGGAAGAAGAAGGGGAAGAAGAAGAGGUAGAAGAGGAGGAAGAAGAAAAAGAAGAAAGGAAGAAGAAGGGGAAGAAGAGGAGGAAGAAGAGGAGGUAGAGGAAGAGACAGAAGAAGAGGAAGAAGAAGAGGAAGAAGAAGAGGAAGAAGAAGAGGAAGAAGAAGAGGAGGUAGAAGAGGAGGUAGAGGAAGAGGAAGAAGAAGAGGAAGAAGAAGAGGAAGAAGAAGAGGAAGAAGAAGAGGAAGAAGAAGAGGAAGAAGAAGAGGAAGAAGAAGAGGAGGUAGAAGAGGAGGUAGAGGAAGAGACAGAAGAAGAGGAAGAAGAAGAGGAAGAAGAAGAAGAAGAAAAGGAAGAAGAAAAAGAAGAAAGGAAGAAGAAGGGGAAGAAGAGGAGGUAG